AGCAGGUGGCUGAUCUGGUUAAUACACGAUCUUUGUCUGCUUUUGCUCCCCCCCUCCCUGCACGUCUUCUCUGUCGACAGGAAACAAGCAGCUGGCUUUCGCUUCCUGCAAUCAUCGGCUGCCGCCAAGUGGACAUUAUUGACGAUCUUCGGAGCAUCCUUUGAACAAUAAAGUCCAUUAAGGAGCAAAGGGGAUGUCUGUCGCGGGGUUAAAGAAGCAGUUCCACAAGGCCACACAGAAAGUCAGCGAGAAGGUGGGUGGCGCCGAAGGAACCAAGCUCGACGAUGACUUCAAGGAAAUGGAGAAGAAGGUGGACAUCACCAGUCGAGCAGUUCUGGACAUCAUGACCAGGACCACUGAGUACCUGCAGCCUAACCCAGCAUCCAGAGCCAAACUCAGCAUGAUCAACACCAUGUCCAAAAUCCGAGGACAAGAGAAGGGACCUGGAUACCCUCAGGCUGAGUCCGUUCUCGGAGACGCCAUGUUGAAGUUUGGACGGGAACUCGGGGAAGAGUCCAGCUUUGGCCUGGCGCUCAUGGAUGCUGGUGAGGCAAUGAAGGAGCUGGGCGAGGUAAAGGACGCUCUGGACAUGGAGGUCAAACAGAACUUCAUUGACCCGCUGCAGAACCUCCAUGACAAAGACCUGAAGGAGAUCCAGCACCACCUAAAGAAGAUGGAAGGCCGCCGCCUGGACUUUGACUACAAAAAGAAACGUCAAGGGAAGGUGCAGGACGACGAGAUCAAACAAGCACUGGAGAAGUUUGACGAGAGCAAAGAGAUUGCAGAGCAGAGCAUGUUCAACCUUCUAGAAAGCGACAUUGAGCAGGUGAGCCAGCUGGCAGCUCUGGUCCAGGCCCAGCUGGAGUACCACAGCCGCACAGCUCAGAUCCUCCAGCAGCUCUCCAGUAAGAUGGAGGACAGAAUAAAGGAAGUGUCCAGCAAACCCAGGAAGGAGUUUGUUCCCAAGCCUCGCAUGACAUUGGAGCUGCUGCCUCCAAGCGAGAGCCACAAUGGUGGUCUCCAUUCCGCUAAGUCCCCUGGAAGAUCGCCAGCUCCUCUGGACCAGCCGUGCUGCAGGGCGCUCUACGACUUUGAGCCAGAGAACGAGGGCGAGUUGGGCUUCAAGGAGGGCGACGUCAUCACGCUGACCAAUCAGAUCGAUGACAACUGGUACGAGGGAAUGAUCCACGGUCACUCGGGCUUCUUCCCUAUCAAUUACGUCGACAUCCUGGUGCCACUCCCACAUUAAGGCCCGCCGCCGCCGCCGCCCCGCACGACCAAUCACCGCAGUCCACGAAUACCCGCCGCCUCCUCCUUCUUCUGUGCUUUGUGCGACUGCGUGACGUCAUGAUUGACAGCCGCCUGGCUGUGGGACUCGAGUGGGAAGAAGAGAGGUGAGCGUGUCCGCAUGACACCACGUGAGGCUUUUUAGCCGACUCGGCGCUCCACGCCGCCACAGAGAGGCGCUGUGGCGUAAAAUGCGCGCGGUCGCCUCGGCGUCUUUCAGCAUGGCUCUCUCCUUCUCUUCUUCUACCACGCUACGUUUGCAUGAGGCAGCCGUUUGGCAUCAUGGAGGGGCGGGGUCUUCUCAUGACAACGCUGACGUCAGUGUUUUUUUUUGUCAAGUGGCUGCUUGUUGAGGCAUCUUUCUUGUGGCUUUUGCAUGCGAGUCUGUUUGAACAACAUGGAUGUUACUCCCUGCAUCACGAGGUCACCACGUCGGCGGGCCGCCAAGAGGUCAGCUGUCCGUGAGGUGAAUUAGUAGACGCAAAAGUAUUCAACGUUGUCAGUCUGUCGUGUGUAUCCAAAUGUGCUUCUUGACCUGGGGUGUCCAAACUGCGGACUGAGGGCCAUAUUGGCAGCAUAUUGUGAAAAUAUAAUCAAGAAAAACAACAGCAAAAGUGGAAAAAAAAGAGCACAAUGGUGUAAUGUAAUCAGAAAACGUUGAAAUGUUCAUACAGUGGAACCUCGGUUAACAUCCGCCCUAGUUAGUGUCCUUUUCAGUCAAUAUUGAAAAUUUAGGCCAAAACUUUGCUUUGGUUUGUGUGCAUUCUCCGAUUAGCAUACAAUAUGGAACACAUCUUAUCGUUAACACACUUCCUGUAACCGACUGUGUUGUUAGCUCUUCUUAGUUAUAAGCUAGCUUAGCAAAAUGGCAACCAGAACCCGUCUAUAAUGUCAUCAGCAGUUGACUCUCAAAAAUGUUAGCACAAAACACGUUUCUAUGCUUUUACAAUUAUAGUUUUACAUGCAUAAAACAGUUCCUAAUGCAUAUACAUGAUGAAUAAAAGGGGUUACUUUUACCUUCAUUCAGGAUGUGAAUGUUCAAAGACCCAUGAAAAAUUGUCUUCAAUGAAGGUUUAUUCAUCACUUACAUGUGUUUCAAAUUUUUUUCCAAGUCUAAAAAUUAAACAAUAAAAGCGUGUUUUGGGCUUUCUGGAACUAAUUAAUUGGAUUUACAUUAUUUCUUUGGGGAAAUUUUGAUUUGGUUAGCGUCCGUUUCAGUUAAGAGUCAGACUUUCAGAAACAAAUUAAAGAAACUAAAGAAGUUCCGCUGUACUGAUAAUACUAAAAAUAAUAACAUUUGUCACACGUAACACAAAGCUGGCAGGCAGGCUGUUUUUUUUCUUCGAAUAUGUAUCUUUUAUCUUCGCAUAUCUACCCACGGGUUUCUUUUAGCAUGCUAAAGAAUGGCCAUAAAUGGCCCACAAAUCAUUAAAUUUUUCAGUAUGCUGUCCUCAAUGGACCAGGUUUGGACACCUCUGUCAUAUUCCAAAGCUGAUAUGCAGGCUGUUUUAAUCUUUUCUUACAAAAUACCCAUUAGAUUUUUCAGUCUGCGACCCUCAGUGGAAAAAAGGUUUGUUGUCUAUACCAUGCUAGCAUGCUAGCAACCUUGAGAUGAAAAGAAGUGUUCACCGUGCAAAUAAACCGACAGUAUGCAUCCACUCAAGUAGUCUCUGUAUGACAUGUGAGUUAGCAUGGCUAAAGCUAAAGGCUAAUACUUGCGGCAAACAACGAGCCACCUAGCCUAGCUGUUGAAACACUAACAAAGUCUCAUGGAGCAAAUGCUUCUUCCCGCCAACUGCUUCCUUUCUCCAAGUCAACAUCAUGAAGUGUAACUUCUGGGUAUAAAAACACACAGCUGCUAACUAUGGAUAUCAAUAAGUAUUGAUCUUAAAGGCAAUAAAAGAGAAACUUACACUGAGCUCAUCAGGUAGGUUUGUUAUGUUGAGCUGGUUUGCGUUGUGGUGUUUUAACGGUGGCCGCCAUGUUUGUUUGCACCACCUGAUGUCUGAUUUCCAUUUGCACUUUUAUUUCAAAGUGUAUUUCCUCAUUGUCACUUUCUUUUAAUUGGCUGGCGACGUGUUUUCUGGCCUCCAUGAGGGACCCUUGCAGCCUUGUUCAGACCCUUGUUCAGUACUUGAAGACGCACGCCAGUCAGUAACAGGACCUUGCUUUGACCUCUGGCUGCUCCGUGAUACAGUUUGCCUUGUAUAAAAUGGCCUCAUCAGUCUGCCUGCUGUCUUCUGCUGAGAUACUUUAUUUAUAAUUGUAUUUAUCACUGUCUUAUUUAUUUAUGAGCUGUGGUGGAGGGGGGGCCUGGUCCAACAUAGCUGUUGCUCUCCUCCUCUUGGAUGAUGAUGAUGAUGAUGAUGAUGAUGAUGUGUAUGUAUCUAUUUGUUGUGAAGAUGACCUGCAAUGUACUGACAAUAAAGGAAUAACACGACACUUUGAUGUCU
Molecule: messenger RNA, 3740 nt
Organism: Doryrhamphus excisus (bluestripe pipefish)
Lineage: Eukaryota; Metazoa; Chordata; Actinopteri; Syngnathiformes; Syngnathidae
Product: endophilin-A1-like
Biological process (GO): synaptic vesicle uncoating
Cellular component (GO): cytoplasm; presynapse; glutamatergic synapse
Molecular function (GO): protein binding
Source: RefSeq, a predicted model, not a curated record